This is a messenger RNA of Paramacrobiotus metropolitanus, 3661 nucleotides long. RefSeq lists its product as uncharacterized. The record is from RefSeq and is a predicted model, not a curated record. Gene Ontology annotation, biological process: cell-matrix adhesion. The transcript has 15 exons. Lineage: Eukaryota; Metazoa; Tardigrada; Eutardigrada; Parachela; Macrobiotidae. The coding region runs from base 65 to 3418 and encodes 1117 amino acids.
UUAAAAACAUUGCUCGGCCAGUUAGUCUAUUAUUUUCAUAAAUCAGUUUCAAGUAGAUUCAAAAAUGGCGAUCUCCAUAUACGCCUUAUACGUAUUGCUUAUAGCUCUUACAUAUUCUCAUGCUGCUCCAUUACAGCCGUACGGCACGGCCGUUGGUGACCGUCUCCUAGAGAAAGCCGAUGACAUUUCCCUGGGACUUGCCAUUUCUCAUCCGUUUGUCUUUUUGGAGCACAGCUACAGCCAGUUAUACUUAGGAACGAAUGGCUACAUCAGCUUUAAUCAGCCCUUUACAGCGUUCACACCGACCAGUUUUCCCAUGAACGACAGUUCGCUGCUGUCCGCAUUCUGGUCCGACAUUGAUCCUCGCCACGACUGCAACACUCUUCCAGGAGGCGAUUUAAACAACAACGUCUUCUAUCGCGAAAUAGCCAACCAGAAUUCAGAUCUGCUUCUAGCAUUGUCAAAUCAAAUACGAGAGUACGACGCAAGUUUCCGAUCGUUCCGUGCGCAGUGGGCGUUUAUCCUUACGUUUUCCCGUGUCGUUCGAUUUAGUACGAGAUGUCCUCCGGAAUAUCCAGCCAAUACGUUCCAAAUCAUACUGGCAACCGAUGGACGCUAUUCCUUUUCAAUUUUCAACUAUGACAAACUUGAGUGGAUCUCGCAUAACGACAAAUACGCGAUUGCUGGCUUUAAUCGAUUCGAUGGCCUGUAUUACAAAGAACUCAACGGCUCCGGAACAGCAAACUUGGGAAAGGUUGUGACGGAAUCCAAUACCGGCGUCCCGGGCCGCUGGAUUUUUCGGCUCGAUGCCAACACCAUCACCGGCGUGGACUGCAGCGAUCCAUCCAACAGCCAUGCGAUUUCCGUUAGUCCAAAAUACGGUUCCGUUCUGGGUGGCAACGAAGUCAUCGUCAGCGGAGUGUGCUUUGAUGCUGGCACACCCAUCAAUCAAAUUAUUUGUCAAUUUGGCGGUGAUCGCCUUCCCGGCCAGCAACAUGGUCCGACAUCCGUGCGGUGUGUGGCUCCCACACCGGGUGAGAUCGGCGUAGUGGCUCUACGCAUCUCGGUGGACAAUGGGAUGACCUUUCCUUAUGCAUCCACGUAUACAUUUGAUUCGACAACGUACUCUGCCAGGCUUAUCGACCAGCAUUUAUGGGAGUCGCUGCCGGAAGUAAAGUUGCGAUUUCAGUGGAAUCCGUACGAUAUUGAUGCCGAUUUAGUAGUUCUAAAAAACAACUCCAAGGUUGCGGUUGAUUUGGUGGGAUGGUAUCUAAGUGGUUCUGAUGUAACGCAGCAUGUCCGCACUAUGGUGAUUCCCCUUGUCCCAUCAGUCAUCAAUACGGGCCGAAUGGACAUCACACUGAAAACGUCCAUCAACCUCUUUCAGCCAGAGUUCCCGAACGAACGUUACAUCUUUUUGCGAGGAUCUCUUCGUAUUAUGAAAGACACUGUUCGUAACGCGCUGGUGAACAGCACCGGCAUUACGCAUGGGAACCAGUCGCUUCCGGUAUCCCUCUGGACGCCGAUGUUCGAUAUAGAUUUUCUUCAACGACUGCCCCAGCAGUCCAGUCGGAACAAUGAUGAUUAUGAACACACUGAAUAUGGAAUGAUCCUAUCUUAUACCGUUCGCCGACCACUGCAGCCGCUGUUUGGCCGACGUGCACUUCAGGCACUGACUUUUUACAAAGGUUCCCAAACACUACUCAGCCAAGAUCAAUGGAGCAAAUAUUUGUCAGGGUUUCCUGAACGCCAUGUACUGAUUGACUCCAUUCUGAAAUGUACAGCUGAUACUGAUUUUUGUCGAUGCUGGGCGGAUGCCGAACGGUGGACGUUGAGAUACAACUCUUCGGAUUGCGCUGACUUCCCAGCGUGCCCAGCGAAUGCCAACCAGGCUCGCUUGGACCGUGCCCGGUUUUCCGUAGAGAACCCCCUAACCAGCAUCAGCGCCUGUAACCGUAUUCAAACAGCGGAUAGUACUUUGUGGCCCACUAGUUUUUGUGCCGAGAACCCGGCCUCCGUUCUAUGCGUUGUGGCCCCCACUGUAUCGCGGAAGUAUCAGCAGCAGUGUUGUUAUGCUGACAAUGCUAACCUCAUUCUGGCUAACAUGCACCCGGGCGGCGGGCGGGUGAAGCUGCUUGUCCAAGAUCGGGAGGUCGAUGACGUUAGUUCCGGUUUAGUCUGGAUGGCGCAGAGGCUGGAGGAGGCUAUUACGGAUAGACUUCCGCUGAAAAAGUGUUGCAACAACGCCAACUGGAAUAGCGAUAGCUGCCGUUUGUUCCGAGAUGUCAGGAAAGGUGGUUCAUCACGAUGCUAUGAGCCGCCACGACCAGCCGUCGGUUUCGGAGAUCCGCACAUUCAGACCUACGAUGGCUUCCGCUACACUUUCAACGGAUUGGGCGAAUACGUUUUGUUGGAGAUCCCUAACGUGAUAACCGUGCAAGGUCGCACAGCCAAAGCGAAAUCCGAACAAGGAGCAGAAUUAAUGGCCACAGUGUGGUCAGGUUUAGCGCUUCGCGUUGGCAACACGACCAUUCAGGCUAGUAUCAGUUCGCGAGGAGAAGGACUGAACUUGUACUUAAACCGCGAAAACAUUGAUCUGGAUGCUGUUUCGACGCUGAUUAUUCUAGACGAUUCCAUAAUACACCUGGAUCGCCUGAAUACGUCCGCGCUUAAAAAAGUCAGUGCUCAGUUGGCACUGGGAAUUCUAGUGGAGAUCGAGGAAGUUGACUUGGUCGUUCAGUUCCAAGUUUCCUUGCCGAGCACCUACAAAAACGCACAAAGCGCUGGGUUACUCGGCCGCUGGAAUGACGAUACAGCGGACGACCUUAUACCUCGCGGCCAGACUGUGGCGAUUCCUCAAACUCCUACCGCCGAAGAGAUUUUCACAUUUGGAGAAUCAUGGCGGAUACAGAAAGCCGAAUCACUGUUCCAGUACCAAGUGCCGGAGACGUACGAGUCCGUCAACGACGUUUUAUUUCGCCCGUUAUUUGCUGCACCCGAAAUUGAAAACGCAACGCUCAAACGGGAAGCAGAAAAUCUCUGCGGUGCAAAUGCAGAGUGCAUGUUCGAUGUCGCGGCUACCGGCUUGUUGCGUAUGGGUCAAACGACAAAGACGUUCAUGACAAUUGUGGAAGAGGACUUCAACACCUCCAUCACCGUUGUAACCAGUUGCGGCUACCCUGCCCUGGAUGAAUCGGUGGUCAUCGCAUCCAACUCCUCAUUUAUCAGCGGCGAGAGUGUACAGUUAGCCUGCCGAAACGAUACUAUUUCUCAGAUAUCUGGCAGUACAACUCUGGUAUGCUCAGCCGAAGGAAAAUGGACGGGAGAGGCAUUAAAAUGCGACGGAAAUCACGGAAAUCGUGUCUACGGGUCCAGUGUGCUCUUUUUGCUCGCAGUCCUUGCCGCCUGGUUAAGAUAGACAAAUGUGGAAGCUCAUUCAGCAAUCCAGAGACAGAGCUGGGAAAUUAUAUUAAUUUAUUUUACAAAUCAUAGUCCUGUUUUAAUUUACACCAAAAUGACACAGUUAUUAGCUACUAUGCAGGUUAUUAGCUGGUGUAGCUGAAUUCGGAUGCAAUCAAAUUAUUACUGUAGAUUUCUUGAUUACCUUUGCUUAGGCAACUGAACUGUACGUAAGCGAAGCAGUGAAAAAAUAAAACAUUGC